Cyclopterus lumpus (lumpfish) is the source of this 2812-nucleotide messenger RNA. RefSeq names its product ribosome binding protein 1b (gene rrbp1b). Gene Ontology annotation, biological process: protein transport. Lineage: Eukaryota; Metazoa; Chordata; Actinopteri; Perciformes; Cyclopteridae. The transcript is spliced from 24 exons. The record is from RefSeq and is a predicted model, not a curated record. Gene Ontology annotation, cellular component: endoplasmic reticulum membrane. The coding region runs from base 142 to 2721 and encodes 859 amino acids.
AGACCCCGAAGAGGUGAGGACUCCUUUACACCACAUAGAACCUAAAGUACACACAGUACCUCAAAGUACACGCAGUACAACUAGAAGUACACAGAGAAGACUUGAAGUUUUAAGACUUCCUUUCCUUCACUCUGAUCCGUCAUGGAUAUCUCGGACCCUCAGACACUCGGCUUCAUGGUCUUUGGAGGAUUCAUGUUCCUCUCGGCGGUGGGCAUCGCUCUGGUCUCCACGCUCUCCAUGAAGGAGACGUCGUACGAGGAGGCGCUCGCCAAACAGCGCCGCAAGCUUGUCCAAGUGCCGCCGCAGAGAGCGGAGAAGAAGAAGAAGGACAAGACCCUGGAGAAGAAGAACAAAGCCAGGAAGAAGGAGGAUCGGCCCGACAACAAGCUCUCAGAACUAGGCGGCGACGGCGGCGAGGAGCCGGAGGUGGCGGCUAGUCCCGAGCCAGAAUCUGAGCAAGAACCUGCUACCACCCCCGAACCCAAACCAACACCUGAUCCAGAACCCAACGUGGUUGCCGCCGCCCCCGUCGAGUGGCCUCUGGCCCCCUCACCAAAGGAGAGGAAGAAGAAGAAGACAGCCAAGGUGGAGCCAGCUGCUGUGGUGGAAACGGCUGCUCAGGAAGUUCUGCUCAUGGCCAUGGCGCCGGUGGUGAACGUCGGCACUGAAGUCACCAAAGAACAUUCUGCUACUAAAACUGAAGACCCCAAAGAGACGGCGAGCAAGAAGAAGCCCAAGAACAAAGCUGAGCCAGUGACCGACUCCUUCCCGAUGCUGCCGUACGGCGAGCUGCUCGCCGCCGUGUCGAACACGACGCUCAGCCACGACCAGAUGCACAAACUCACGGAGGUCCUGAACCAGAAGGCCGGUGUUCGUCACGACUCCUGGCAGCUGGCCAGUCAGAAAGGAGAUCCGCUGUCCAGUCUGAAGAAACAGCUGGAGGAGAAGGAGAAGCUGCUGACCAGCGAGCAGGAGAGCGCCGCCAACGCCAAGAGCCGCCUCCGAGAGCUCAGCAAGGAACUCGGUGCAGAGAAAUCCAAGACGGCGUCUUUGGAUGCCCGUUCGAAGGCGGAGCUCAGCGCUCACGUUCAGAAGGUCGAUGCCAUUCGGGCCACAAUGGAGACGGCUAACCAGGAACACCUGAGACAAACCCAGCAGCUCAACCAGAAGAUCGGGAGUCUGCAGGAGCAGCUGGAGAACGGUCCCAACGCUCAGCUGGCCCGACUGCAGCAGGAGAACUCCAUCCUCCGAGACGCCCUGAACCAGGCGACCAGCCAGGCUGAGAGCAGACAGAAUGCAGAGCUGGCCCGUCUCAGGCAUGACUGUGUCCGUCUGGGUCGGGAGUUGACCGAGCGUACCAACAACCUGCAGGCCGUCGAGGAGCGCAGGAAGAGCCUGGAGGCCAAGAUGGCUGCCGCAGAGCAAGAACUGUCCCAAUCCCAGCUGCUCCGUGACGACACCGAGCGUGCUCUGAAGCAGCUAGAGGAGGUGCGUUUGGAGCUGAAGGUGUCGCAGCAGGAGGCCGCUGCCAUUAGCGAGCUCAAGGGGGCGCUGGAGUCCAGAGACACCGAACUACAGGAGCUCAAGGUCCAGCUGGAGAACCAGCCUGCUGUCCAGGUGGACGGGUCAUCUGAAGUGGAUCAGCUGAAGCUUUGCGUGCAGCUCAGAGACGACACGGUCGUUGGUUUGCAGGCGGAGCUCACUCAGCUGAGGGCGGAGCUACAGCUGCUGACAUCAUCAGCAUCGCAGAGACUGAAGGGACAGGAAGUGGAAGCAGCAGCAGGUGCCGAGACGCAGAAAGCCGAUUCAGGAAGUGAGACGGACUCUGAUCAACCGUUUGAAAGUCUGGAGGAAGACUCUCAGCUGCUGCGACUGGAGGAAGAACUUCAUCAAACUCACAACGAGCUGAAGGAAAAAAUUGCGUCGCUUUCGACUGCAGAGCAGCGAGAGGCGGAGCUUGAAGCGGCGCUGACUGAAGUACAGAGCGGGUUCUCAGCCCUGCGUUUGGACUUUCAGGCGUCGCUGCAGGUUCUAUUUCCUGGCAUCUCCAUGGAGACGGAGCAGGGAAACUGGCUGGAACUUUUCACUCAGAAAGUUCAGGAGAGUAAAAGUGCAGCAGAGAGCGCUCACUCUGAGCUGCAGUCGAAGCUCAACGAGGCCGACAGGAAGCGGUCCGAGCUGCAGACGGAGUUCCAUCAGAACACGAAGCUGCUGCAGGAAACGGAGGCGGAGCUUCAGGCUUUACGCCGACGCGCCGAAGAAGAAGAAAACGUUUGGAAGAACAAACUGUCUGAAGCAGAACUGCAGAAAGAAACGGUCCUGGAUCAGCUGAAGCUGCUGGAGGAAGAGUUUCAGUCCAUGAGGACGGAGACAGGAAACACUCAGCAGUUGAAGGAGCAGAUGAUGCUGCUGGAAGCUCAGCUGGAGAAACAGCUGGAGGAGGCCAGCGUCAGCCAGAGCUGCACCGAGGAGCUCGCUCAGGUGCAGUCUCAGCUGCAGGCGGAGCAGCAGCAGCGGCAGCAGCUGGACAGACAGCUGCAGCAGGCUCGACAGGAAGUUGUGGAGCUGCAGCAGCAGGUGGAGGCUGAUUACAGAUCUGCUGCUCCACUGCAGGAGAUGGAGGAUGUGGUCCAGGUCCAGGAGCAGGAGGUCCAGGUCCAGGAGGAGGAGGUCCAGGUCCAGGAGAAGGAGCUCCAGUUGAAGGAGGAGACGGAGGUCUGAAACACUGUCCCUGGUGUGUCGUUUCCAUGGUUACAUGUGUGACUUCCUGUCUGGUUUUACUGAACUGAUCAAUAAACAGAAACGUGACUCA